UUGUACCAUGACCACGUCAAGACGAGCUAGAAAAGCGGGUUUACCUAACAAAUCAAUAACACAGUCGCCGUUGGCUGCUUAACUGGAUCAUUCACAGGCAUAUGCAGUGUUGUGUACAACUGUAGCUGAAGAACGUGCCCUACUGUUCUUAUGUGUCACGUUGACCUAAUGCACUGUGGAAGAUGGCCAUCAUAUUCAUCACUUAGGCGCAACACUAGUAACUGUGUACAGAUAUUCUCCGAUCGUAACACUGGCUUGAUACAGUCUGCAUAUUAACGGAAAGUACUGUUAUCUCACACUGAUGAGUGAACGUAGCAAAUGCCAGCCAGGGAUGUUCGGAAGACUGUGUGAUCAACUAUGCCCAAAGAAAUGUGCCCGGAAGAAAGGAAGAAAGCUUGUAGACUGUGAUAGGGACAGUGGGAGUUGUUCUGAAGGGUGCGUGGGAGGAUGGUACGGCGACCAAUGUGAUCAAACUUGUAGCAAGAACUGUAAAGACAACAUUUGCAACCAAGUGAAUGGACAAUGCACCCGAGGUUGUAAAGCGAAGUACAGAGGAAAGUUUUGUGAGAGUUUUGUUGAAAAAUGGACCAAACCUGAUGGAGUGAAGACUGACUUUGAAUCAAAUGUUGCUCCUUCAGUUGCUGCUGUGGUCAUCAUACUUUCGAUCUGUAUUGUCGUCAUUGUCAUUUACAUCAAAAAGCGAAAUCGAAGAAGACAGAGACCAGGCAGUGAAACAUCGCAACGAGAUACCGAACUCCAUGAGGCCUGUAGGACCGGAGACCUGAACAAAGUGAAAGGUAUCUUGUCUGACAGUCGGGUACCCAUAAACAGCCGUGGAAUUUUUGGGAGGACACCUGUUAUGGUUGCAAGUGAAAAUGGACAUAGUGAAUUGGUGAAUCUUCUCGUGGAACAAAUAAGUUGUGAUCUUUCAUUGACAGACGACGAUGGAGACAACAUUCUUCAUCGGGCUUGUUAUGGUGGACAUUUAGAAAUAAUAGAGAAGAUCCUCUCAGAAAACUGCGUUGACAUGAACAGUAGCGGCAGGCGUGGUAGGACACCGGUGAUGAUGGCCGCAUGGGGAGGACAAAUGAAUACAUUUUCAUUGCUUGUGCAUAAAGGAGCAAGUUUGGAAUUACUUGAUGAAGGCAGGGACACUAUCCUUCAUUGGGCAUGCGCGGGAGGAAAUUGGAAAAUAGUUAGAUAUAUCCUUUCCAAGGAUAUUAUUAACAUCAACUGUAGGGGCUGGUCUGGAAUGACUCCAUUGAUGAUGGCAGCAUGGAAGGGGCAAACAAAUGUUGUGGAGUUUCUUGUGAACAGAGGAUGUGAGAUGUUACAAAGAGAUGAUCAUAACAAAAACGUGCUUCACUGGGUCUGCUACGGAGGAGACUUAGACACAGUCAACUAUGUCCUCUCAAAAACCCUUGCUGACAUGAAUAGUGCAGGUCUACGUGGAAUGACACCAGUAAUGGUUGCAGCCCGUGAGGGACAUAUCAAAGUGUUUGACUUACUGUUGAAGAAAGGAAGUGAUGUGUCGCAAAAGGAUAGUGAGGGUAACACCAUUCUUCACAUGGCCUGUAUUGGGGGACAUGAAGAUAUGGUCAAACAUAUCUUUGCAAACAAGCUUGUUGACAUCAACUUACAAAACAACAUGGGUUCAACAGCAGCCAUGAUAGCAAGAACUGAAGGUCACAAUGCACUCUAUGAUUUAUUUGUGUCCAGGGGCUAUAACUUGGAAUAAAUACAGACAAUGAAAGUGGGUACAUUAUUUACAAUGUCACCAAUUUCAGAACAUUUUCAGUUCUUAGUGUUAACUGGUGUCUAGUGUAGGAAAUGUCUCCAAAUACUGACCAAACUAUUGUUGGGAGGAAUUCGUUAAUAUCUCUUUACCGGAAGAAAAUACAUGAAAAUAUGGUCAUUCCUAUCAGAAAGAUUUUGAAACGAUAAUGUAUGCAUGAAUAUGUGGUAUAUAUCAAGAUCAAUCAUCCAUGAAUGGCAUGCACUGUCACCUUGAAGUUUUAUAGCAUAGUAAGCAUAAUAAUUGCCGCUUACAAGUAUGCCCGACAUAUAUAUCCAAAAGAUGAACACCUUGUGAAUGAAUGUUUGCUGUUGAUGAAGUCGUGCAAUGCUUUUUACAAAAAUACGUUGGAAACAUAUCUAAACAUGAUAUGAUUGUCAGUUGUCAAAACAUGCUUGGAGACGAACUCACACCCAUAUUAUCUGAAGAGUACAAAGAUAAAUAUGAAACCAAAUGUCAUUGUCAAGUGAUUAAUGAUAAUGUACUUAUCUUUGAAUUUCACCCCGAUGUGUAAUUUGCUUACGCCCAUGUCACAUGAUUGACGAUAUACCCUGUUUUGGGAUUAGAUAAUAUAUAUAACUUCCGAUGACAAAUACUUAUAUAAAAUAUAUUUACGUUUUGCACCACUUUUGGGUUGGCUGUAAUUAGCUUUCUCCUUUUAUUUUGUUCUAUUACCAUAGGAAUGCCUCUUUGGAAAACGCAAUGUAUUUACAUUCUUUGCUUGUAAAUGAUAUUGUAAAUAUGAAAUAUGUGUGGUGGCGCGUGGUCCUGUGCACAGCGCAAAGAUCGCAAAUCAGGUGAAUUUAAGCAACGUCUGUCUCGGAGAGUAGUUGGAUGGGUGACCACGUUCAGAGGCUUGACUCCUUAGAGUUUCAAGGGCUUCGGUCCUGCCCCACACUGUAGGGGCACCACAUGUGGUGCCUCCUUAGGCAGGUGACUUUGUUCGACAUGUGCCUCUGUUAAGCCAGCAGUGAGUGGGUACCCGGUAUAAUGAAUUGGUAAUGUAGGAUGAAAUGGUAACCUUCUAGCGCCUUACAGGCAGCUUUGGUUGUAUACUCCCCAGGGAGCUGAGAAUGAAAAUCGAGUGCUCACUGAUCCAUUGACUGG
Haliotis rufescens (red abalone) is the source of this 2902-nucleotide messenger RNA. RefSeq names its product ankyrin repeat domain-containing protein 50-like. The transcript is spliced from 6 exons. The record is from RefSeq and is a predicted model, not a curated record. Gene Ontology annotation, molecular function: protein binding. Bases 302 to 1738 code for a protein of 478 amino acids. NCBI's taxonomy places the organism in Eukaryota, Metazoa, Mollusca, Gastropoda, Lepetellida, Haliotidae.